This is a messenger RNA of Toxorhynchites rutilus septentrionalis, 2250 nucleotides long. RefSeq names its product serine palmitoyltransferase 1 (gene Spt-I). Gene Ontology annotation, molecular function: pyridoxal phosphate binding; serine C-palmitoyltransferase activity. Gene Ontology annotation, biological process: ceramide biosynthetic process; sphingosine biosynthetic process. Gene Ontology annotation, cellular component: endoplasmic reticulum. The transcript is spliced from 8 exons. The record is from RefSeq and is a predicted model, not a curated record. The coding region runs from base 350 to 1849 and encodes 499 amino acids. NCBI's taxonomy places the organism in Eukaryota, Metazoa, Arthropoda, Insecta, Diptera, Culicidae.
AGAUGCUCAGUAAUCAGAUAUCAGCGUAUUGAUAAGAGUUUCACAUUCAUGCGCUCGAUUCGAAGAAAACUUAGUGCAAAUCUAUUGAAAUAUUGUGGUGUAUGCAAUUUUAACUGGUAUUAACGGCAACUAAGCCUAACAAGUAGAAAAGUGACUAAAAACAGUGGAUAAAAAUAGUUCGUACACAUCAAACUUAUUAUGUGGGCUGUGGAUAAUUAGAAUCAACAAUCCGAUUGUAACCCACAGGUAGAUCGGAAUAUCGGAUAGGCAGCGAAAGAAUACAAGCUACGGUGUAAUUAACACAUACAUCAGUCUAGUACAACGUAAUUGCAUUUGAGCUCAAUCAAAAAUGAUGUCGACGCCGUACAUUGUCAAUGAAAUUUACGACAUAAUACAGAAGUCGACAGCCUUUACACUAACAUUGGAAGCACUGCUGGCGCUUGGUGUAAUUUGGAUAGUUUUUUAUAAGCGCAAUGGAAAGCGUUCGAAGAAGCUCUCAGACAGCGAGAAAAUUGAGCUGAUUCGCAGUUGGGUUCCAGAGCCGCUAGUCGAGGAAGUUCCGGACGAUCAUCCGGGACUGCAUACGCAUCUGGUGCAGGGAAAAGUUGGAAAAACAAUCAACAUCGAUGGCAAACAAUGUCUCAAUAUGGCUUCACAUAAUUAUUUGGGAUUGGUAGAGGAUGACAAGAUCCAACAGGAGGCGAUUAAAAGCUUGCGCAAGUACGGAGUGGGAUCGUGUGGGCCGCGUGGCUUCUACGGUACGGUAGAUGUUCAUCUGGUGUUGGAAGAAAGACUAGCUAAGUUUCUUGAAGUGGAAGAAGCGGUUGUUUACUCGUAUGCCUUUUCAACUAUUGCUAGCGCUAUUCCGGCUUACUCCAAAAGAGACGAUAUCAUAUAUGUCGACGAAUACGCUAAUUUCUCCAUUCAGAUGGGACUAAAGGCAUCUCGUAGUAGAAUUGUCUAUUACAAGCAUAAUAAUAUGGCCCAUUUGGAGAAACUGCUAUUGGAACAAGCAGCCGAAGAUGAACAGAACCCAAGGAAGGCGGCAAGAACGAGACGUUUUCUGGUGGCGGAGGCAAUCUACAUGAACACCGGUAAUAUGUGUCCUCUUCCCAAGUUGGUCCAACUACGAAAUCGUUUCAAACUGCGAAUGUUCCUCGAUGAAAGUAUAUCUUUCGGUGUUUUGGGUAAAACAGGACGAGGGCUGAUCGAGCACUUUGACAUAGAUAAAACUGAGGUGGAUCUCAGAUCGGCUGGAUUAGAAUGGGCCGCAGGGACGAUUGGAGGAUUCUGCGCUGGCUCGUCGUUUAUAGUAGAGCAUCAACGUUUGUCGGGAUUGGGUUAUUGUUUUUCCGCUUCGCUUCCUCCUCUGCUAGCCCAAGCUGCCAUCAGUACACUCGACAGAUUUGAGAGUGAUCCGGAAAUCUUCCUCGAGUUGAGAAAAUGUUGCAAAAAAAUCUCACAAAUGUUGUCUUCCUUAACGGAAUUCAGUUCCAGCGGAAACAUGCUAUCCCCAGUUAAGCAUUUAUACAUGAGGAAUAAAAAAACGUAUCGUGGUUUUGAAAGUAAACUACUGAACGAAAUUUCAUUAGAGUGCAUCAACAAUGGCCUGGCAAUUAUUACUGCGAAAUACCUGGAAGACUUGGAGCAACAUUGCCCCCGGCCUAGCAUUAGAAUAACAGUUAACCGCCUCCUCACCAACAAAGACAUUGACGACGCAUUCCGAAUUCUGCAACAAGCAUCAGAGAAAGUUCUCAGUGACUGGAAAACUAAGAUGUAUGGAACAGAAUUCAGCGAAGAUAAAACCGAUGGAAAUGAAAUUGAUGAUUCAUCUGAAAACGACAAAUAAUUAAUGACAGCUGCUGCAGAACGAACAGUAUCUUCCAUACCAAAUUGAAAGGCUAUAACGCCCCGAAGGGCAAUUCGCCACGCACUUUCAUUCUUUCACUCGACCUAUCUCACUUCCAUAAAAUCCGCUGAUGACCAGAGCCUAUAAGGCACAUCGCAGAUUUCCGAAAUACAAAGAAAUCUGAUACAGAAAUGCAAUUUGAGAUAGAAAGAGUGAUGCCUAGGGCUCGGACAUUGGAAGUCAACGCAAAUCAACGGGAAUCAUUUUUAGAUUUAGAUUUAUACAGGGUAGUCAUUGCCUUGUUUUCUCAUCAACUUUUAGAACGGAGUUUACCACAUUGCAGUCAUCUUACACACAAUAAUAAUGGACAUUUAUUCAUGAUUCUAAAAGAGUAUCCUUCA